GGUCAUGGCCUUACACGGCUAUAGACCGGACUGCUGGGACCUCCUGACGCGCUGGAGGCCGAUGUCUGGAGAGCGUCCGUGGAUCACGACCAUGUUGAACUACGAUGGAGGAGACGUGGCAAAGCUGAAAAUUAAUGUGGAGGGAGCUAAGGAGGAGGAGAUGAGGGCUAAGUCGAAGCUGCAAGCAGCUAUUACUGAGGCUAAAGACCUCGCUAAGCGACACUGCAUGAGGGAUGGUGUGACAACGGAGAUGCAGGUGACUAUUGCUUAUCAUGAAGCCGAGACCUCUACAGAUACAGUGGACCGGGAACAUACCCAUUUGGACAAGGACUCAGGGGCAGAGAGCAAGAUGAGCGAGGCUGAGACACGAUCGUGGCAUGGGCUAGAGCAUUGGCGACGGGACCACCCACGGACAGACCCAGUGGAGAGCGGUCCUGAGGCCGACUCGCUCCGGCGAGCGAACAGGCAGCAAGACAUCGCGCAUGUGGGAUUCACGCGAAAAAGAGACUGGGCUGUAUAUGCGAGAGCAGCACGCUUGCAAAAGGAGAGAGCAAGAUACGAAGAGCACCGAUCUCAACUCAUCAAGCGGGCGGCUAUGGCACGUAGCAAUGACCUUUUUGGCUAUAGGCCAAGGCAUUUGAGGUUCUACUGGAGUUGGGAGCCUAUGUCUGAAGAGGGAGCUACAGUGGAUGCCUGCUUGAGCUAUAGUAAAAGUGACAUGAUGGACAAGCUAAAAAUUAAUGUCUACGGAGGGAAAGAGCAGGAGAUGAGGAAGAAUGUAAAGGUUCAGGGUGUAAUUACGGAGGCUCGUGACCGAGCUGAACCGAGGUUUAGAAGGGAUGGAGUGAUUGCGAGCUUAAAAGUAAUGGUUACUUACCAUGAAGAGGAGACCUCCACGAGCACGACCGAGAGGGAACAGCAGGAACUGGACCAUGACUCCGAGGCAGAGUCCGAGGCCAGCGAUGCGCAGACCAGGUCUUUCCACGGGCUGGAGUAGUGGCGGAGAGAGCAUCCGCCGACCGAGUCCGUAGAGGACGGCCCGGAGGCCAGUUCGCGUCAGCAGUAAGACGGCAAGAGGCAGUUACAAGUGAGUGAGGCGGCCCCGUGUGAGGGCGAGUACAGCAGGCAUGCUCAGGACGCUGACAUCGACUUAACUUCUGCGUGUAAGAAAUUAGGGAGAGGGAACACAUGUGAAGACCGAGAGCGAGGGAGAGUCAAUCACGAUUGGACGGACUUGGCUCUAAGAGCGCAUGAAAACCAUUGGUUUUUUUCAUGCACGCGCCCUCGACCAGUCCACGACCUCGUCUACCAUGCCCAAGUAAAUGUUAGUCCACAGA
Molecule: messenger RNA, 1337 nt
Organism: Chara braunii
Lineage: Eukaryota; Viridiplantae; Streptophyta; Charophyceae; Charales; Characeae
Source: the annotation of a GenBank genome assembly